UACUACUUGCCGAUCCCAGCCGCAUAUUACGAACCUCGACCAUGAUACCCCUCUUUCCCAUACCCUCCUACUUGUCUCCAUCACUAUGGCCGAGAAACCAUUCACCCUAGCUGUGCCCGACGCAGACCUCGAGCUCUUGCGCAAGAAACUCGAACUUACACGACUCCCAGAUGAGUUGGAAGGCUCAAAAUGGGAUUACGGUGUUCCCCUAGAGGACAUAAAGCGGCUCGUCGCGAAAUGGAAGGACGGAUUUGACUGGCGUGCAGCUGAAGCGAAGAUCAACGCCAUACCCCAGUUCACUAGGGACAUUGAAGUUGAGGGUCAUGGGACACUGAACGUCCACUAUGUUCACCAGAAGAGUGAACUGCAGAAUGCUAUUCCUCUCUUAUUCGUGCAUGGAUGGCCCGGACACUUUAUGGAGGUCGCGAAGCUUCUUCCUCUUCUUACUGCCGUAGCUCCAGACCAGCCCAGCUUCCAUGUCGUCGCAUUCAGCCUUCCUGGUUUUGGAUUCUCAGAAGCUCCUAAGGAAAAGGGCUUUGCUAUUAGUCAGUACGCCGAGGUUGGACACAAACUCAUGCUUGCGCUUGGUUACAAUGAAUACGUGACUCAAGGUGGCGACUGGGGCUUCCUGAUCACUCGUGUAAUAGCUCAAAAAUACGGCGGCAAGCAUGCGAAGGCAUGGCACACUAACUUCCCAGUUACUGGCCCUCCCUCCUUGACCUAUUCUCCAGGUCUCUUCCUCCGAUUCCUCGUGACCCCAUUCAGCGCCGAAGAGAAAAAGGGUAUCGAACGUACUAUGUGGUUCCGGAGCAAAGGCCGCGGAUAUUUCGAAGAGCAAUCAACCAACCCUCAGACGCUUGGCUACUCGUUGGCUGACUCACCUGCUGGACUACUUGCUUGGAUUCAUGAGAAACUUGUGACUUGGACAGAUGGCUAUCCUUGGACUGACGACGAAAGUGAGUACUUCUGUGUGGUCAAAGGUGAUAUGUCGUCGAAACCGGUGCUAACGCCUUCUCCCCUCAUCGUUGAAGUAUUAACUUGGAUCUCGAUUUAUUGGUUCUCCCGGCCUGGUCCGGCAGCCUCAGUGAGGAUUUACUACGAAGCGAGCACUGCAAAAGACUGGGACAAAACUCAAUAUGUCCCAAUCCCAUUCGGAAUAUCCCUCUUCCCCAAGGAGCUUGCGCGUGUACCAAAAUUGUGGACUCGGGCAAUUGGUAAACUCGUGUUUGCAUCUGAACAUGAAAGCGGAGGCCAUUUUGCUGCGCACGAGAAACCCGCGGAAUUGGCGGAUGAUUUAAAGAAGAUGUUUGGGGUAGGUGGACCUGCGUUUGGUAUUGUGACUGGUAAAAGUGGGUACACCGCUGCCUAGGUAGACAAUCAAGGUGUGUGCCAGUCAGAAGUCUAGUUAUAAAGGAUAUUAUCCGGGCCUUGUAACGUAGGCUUGUAAUAUUACUCAAGGGUUCUCUUGGAGGGAUUGGCUACGAUCGACAAGCAUGUUGGAUCACUGAUCAAUCGCGUGAUCUCAAUAAUUCAAGAGUUAAAAACAGGCCCAACUCAUCAUUGCUGGCUCAACUUUCUAUCUGCAUUUAGAUCCUAACCCCAACGACCCGGGCGUUGCAGAGUGUGAUGGGAAAUCCAUGCAUGCACUAAAUGACUAGAAGUUCUAGCGAGUCGGAGCCACACAUUUCCCAUAUC
Somion occarium is the source of this 1695-nucleotide messenger RNA. NCBI's taxonomy places the organism in Eukaryota, Fungi, Basidiomycota, Agaricomycetes, Polyporales, Cerrenaceae. The record is from the annotation of a GenBank genome assembly.